Messenger RNA from Amborella trichopoda, 3007 nucleotides. RefSeq names its product P-loop containing nucleoside triphosphate hydrolases superfamily protein. Gene Ontology annotation, molecular function: ATP binding; RNA helicase activity; nucleic acid binding. The record is from RefSeq and is a predicted model, not a curated record. Lineage: Eukaryota; Viridiplantae; Streptophyta; Magnoliopsida; Amborellales; Amborellaceae.
AAAAAAAUUGCACUUUUUAUCUCCCUAACUCUCCAGCGCGGCAUUCUCUCCUCCAACUCUCUGCAAAUUUUUAGGGUUUCUCUCUUUUUUCACCUUACACAAGCAUUCUUCAGUCUAUCUGAUUUUCCUAUCACACUUCAGGCUCUCAGAUUUUCCUAUCAUCCCUUAGUUUUCAUUAGAGACUGCCAUAGUUACGGUUCUCUGCUCAAGUAAAGCCUCAAUUACAUCGUCAUGAAUUAGAAACCCUAGCUAAAACCCUAAUUUUCAGUUUUUUACCUUCUAUCAGUCAUAGUUUUAAAGGUCCUGGAAAUGUCAAAGAGGAAGUUUGGAUUCGAGGGAUUUGGCAUCAAUCGCCAGCAAACUUACAGUUUUGAGCGCUCCUCUGCUCCUCAACGUUUAUAUACUCCCCCUUCUUCAAGGAACGGAGACCAUGACAAUUACGAAGAUCACGACCUGGAUGAUAUAGAAUAUGAUAAUUCUGGUUCAAAAGAGAACGAGAACGAAGCUAAACCUGAUUCUGGAGAUGGAGAAAUUGAUCCCUUAGAUGCAUUCAUGGAGGCAAUUCAUCAGGAGAUGAUUAAGGAGACGCCUAAACCCAAAGAGAAACCUUCGAAGUUUGAAGAAGAUGAAGAUGAUGACCCUGUAGAGAGUUUUUUGAGGGCGAAGAAGGAUGUGGGGUUAACACUGGCCGCUGAAGCUCUUCAAGCUGGGUAUGAUUCAGAUGAGGAGGUUUAUGCAGCUGCAAAAGCAGUGGAUGCAGGUUUGAUUGAAUAUGAUUCGGAUGACAAUCCCAUUGUUCUUGACAAGAAGAAGAUUGAACCGAUUCCUGCUCUGGAUCACAGUGAAAUUGAUUACGAGCCAUUCAAUAAAGAUUUUUAUGAUGAAAAGGAGUCUAUAUCUGGCAUGAGUGAGCAGGAUGUUGCUGCAUAUCAACAGAGUUUAGCCAUCCGAGUUUCAGGUUUUGAUGUCCCUAGGCCCAUUAAAUCCUUUGAAGAUUGUGGAUUCUCUUCUGCUCUAAUGAAUGCUAUUGCCAAACAUGGUUAUGAGAAGCCAACAGCUAUCCAAUGUCAGGCGCUACCAAUUGUUUUAUCUGGGAGAGAUAUUAUUGGCAUAGCUAAAACUGGCUCAGGUAAAACUGCAGCUUUUGUUCUUCCAAUGAUUGUCCAUAUAAUGGACCAGCCCGAGCUUGCCAAAGAAGAGGGCCCAAUUGGUGUGAUAUGUGCACCUACAAGGGAAUUGGCUCAACAGAUAUACACAGAGGCAAAGAAGUUUGCAAAAUGUCAUGGUAUUCGUGUGUCGGGAGUCUACGGUGGAAUGUCUAAACUUGAACAGUUCAAAGAACUGAAGGCUGGUUGUGAAAUAGUUGUUGCUACACCUGGUAGGCUGAUUGAUAUGCUAAAAAUGAAGGCAUUAACAAUGCUUAGGGCUACUUACCUGGUCCUUGACGAGGCUGACCGGAUGUUUGAUCUAGGGUUUGAGCCUCAGAUAAGAUCUAUUGUUGGUCAAAUAAGACCAGAACGCCUAACAUUACUUUUUUCAGCAACUAUGCCACGAAAAGUUGAACGGUUAGCUAGGGAGAUUCUUACUGAUCCUGUUAGGGUUACAGUAGGAGAAGUUGGAAUGGCCAAUGAGGAUAUAUCCCAAGUUGUAACUGUAAUGGCUUCUGACGCGGAAAAGAUGCCUUGGCUCCUCAAUAAGCUUCCGGCCAUGGUUGAUGAUGGGGAUGUUCUUGUGUUUGCUUCAACAAAAGCAAAGGUGGAUGAGAUUGAAUCCCAGUUGAUUCAGAAUAGUUUCAAGGUUGCCGCUCUUCAUGGUGAUAAAGAUCAGGCUUCCCGUAUGGAGGUUUUGCAGAAGUUCAAAUCGGGGAUUUACCAUGUUCUUGUUGCUACUGAUGUUGCUGCUCGUGGACUUGACAUCAAGUCGAUUAAGUCGGUUGUGAAUUUUGAUAUAGCCAAAGACAUGGACAUGCAUGUCCAUCGCAUUGGUCGUACAGGACGUGCUGGGGAUAAAGAGGGCACAGCUUACACUCUUAUCACUCAGAAAGAAGCACGUUUCGCCGGAGAGCUGGUCAACAGUUUGAUCGCUGCUGGUCAAAAUGUACCUCCAGAGCUAAUGGAUCUUGCCCUCAAGGAUGGGAGGUUCAAGGCAAAACGUGAUGCAAGGAAGGGAUCUGGUGGGAAGAAAGGUGGUGGAAAAGGGAAGGGAGGUGGUGGUGGUGGUGGUACUGGGCGAGGGGUUCGGGGUGUGGAUUAUGGCCUUGGCAUUGGAUAUAAUCCAGAGUCAGCCAGUGCUCCAUCUCAGUCAUCAAUACCCAGUCGAUCAGCUGCUAUGAAUUCACUUAGAACAGGGAUGAUGGCACAAUUCAAGAGCAACUUUGUUGCAGCAACCUCUGAUGAUAAUAGUUCUCAAAAUGAGGGAAGAAGCUCUUCCAAUACAUCCACUGGAAAUAGGCCUGUGCUUGCUGGUUUUGUUUCUGGUGGUUCGAUUGGUGGAGAAGCACGGGGACCACAAUCAAGUGGAGCCCCUAAUUCCAUGUCCAAACCAGGAGGAGCCAUGGGGGAAAAUCCCAAAGAAAAUAAUUCUCAAAGCUCUGGAAGUUCGAGAGAUAGACCUCGAGAAAGAAGGCGGCCAUCGGGUUGGGAUCGUUGAUUCGUUGCUAUUGUAUGAAUAUUUGCUCCUAACACAUUGUGGUUGUUGGGGGUAACAUUACUUAAUGUGGCGAGUUUAAUCUAUAUGAUCAUCUGCUACGUAUUUGGUUGUAUUUAGGGGGCGGUUCUCUUUUUCUUCUGAAGGGGUGGUGGUCCAAGCGAUCAGUCGCUUUGUCCAAUAUUUUGUUUUUGUUUUUUAAUCACUUUUAUGUUAGUUUAAGGUUGCCAUGAGCCAUUAAUUGCACAAAUAAGAAUAGGAGAGAAGGCUGUAGAGAUAUGUUUGAUGGUGGGGUGAACACAAUGUGGGCAAAAUGGAUGGGAAAUGUUCAGUUUCUUCAUAAUGCAUAUAAUUAGAUGUA